UGCGCACGCGCGAAAUGACGUCAUAAAUUCGUCUGACUUAUCAAUAUGGAUGUCAACACAAACCAAAAAAUAGACAAAAAAAACAACAUGUCAUAAAUAUGCUAGAGUAUAAAACAUGUUAAGUCUCCAACCGAUACAGGUAUCUGGAGCAGGAUCUGUGUCUACAACAGGCAGCAGUGACAAUGAUGAGACAUCGAAGCUCAAGAAGAUGAAGCCUCAUGUACCUGGUAUUGUAAUAUUUGCUGAUCAUAAUCGCCCUCUGCCAUGGUCUGUCACUUAUCACGCUGUCACCCUGUUUGCAGAUAUUUCAGGAUUUACUGCAUUGUGUGAAAAAUAUAGUACAAUGGGACAGUCAGGUGUGGAUCAGUUGACAAGAACAUUGAAUGAAUAUUUAAGUGUUCUUGUGGAAGGCAUAUUAGGGUCAGAUGGUGACAUUCUAAAGUUUGCAGGUGAUGCUAUUCUUGCUAUAUGGAGAGUUGGGAGAGUUGAAGAGCUUGAAGCUGAAGUAGAGAAAGUAGUAAGAUGUUGUCUUGAAAUACAAGAUAAGUGUGGAGAAUGGGACACCGAUAUUGGUGUGAAACUAACUGUCAAAAUAGGUGUUGCUGCUGGUGAGAUGUCCAUCACAUUUCUUGGCAAUCGUGAAUAUAGACACUAUGUUGAGUUAGGGCCAGCUAUUUCUGCAGUAAACACAGCUGAACAUUUCUGUCAGUCUGGAAUGAUUGUCAUAUCACCUGAUACAUGGGAACAUUGUAACCAAGCUAACUUUCAGCUAGAGCCAAUGGAGGAUUUGAAGCAUAUGAGAGUUACAGGAGUUGCUAAAGCAAAGCAAAUUAGAAGCUAUAGUUUACCAGCCCCACAACUGCAUCAACAAUUUGAAGAUAUGACACAAAGACGGCAAUCUGAUGAACUUACUGUUGAUGAUUUAAAAACUAUAAGAAAAGUUCACAUGGAGAGAUUGGAGAAAUUACCUACAAUUGAAUCUAACAUGUCCUCAUUGCCCCUGAAACCUAUACCCUCCAUAAAACUGACUGAAGUGGAAGAAAAUAAUCAAAGUGAAGAAAGUGACACAUUCAGACCACAGAAAGAUAUGAAAUCUUUGGUGCAAACUAAAAUGCAAGUUGGAUCAAAGUUUGGGAAAUUAAAGAAGCUUGUCACCACAGUUACAGAGAUGAAGCUAGAUAUAGCUUUAAGGUUAUACAUUCUUAGUCCAGUUCUAAAAAAGAUUGAUGAUAAUCAGCCGUUGGAGUAUUUAUCAGAGAUGAGACAAGUGUCCAUCUUAUUUAUGAACCUUGUCCUAGAUGAAAAUGUGCAAAAAGAUACUGAGCAAAAUGAACACUUGCUGCAAAAGAUAUUUGAGCUGGUGUACAUGAAAACAAAGGCCAUGCAUGGAGCACUAAACAAAGUUUUCCUGUUUGACAAGGGUUGUACAUUUUUGGUAAUAUUUGGAUUACCUGGGUACAAACAUGAAAAUGACUGUGCCCAUGCUCUUACUUGCUCAGGAAGAAUGAAAUGCCAGCUUGACAAUACAGAAGGUGUAGAAAGAGUUUCAAUAGGUGUGACCACUGGAACAACAUUUUGCGGAGUAGUUGGACAUAAUCAAAGACAUGAAUAUUCUGUGAUUGGACGUAAGGUAAACAUGGCUGCACGAUUGAUGAUGCAUUAUCCAGACAAAAUAACCUGUGACACAGAUACAUACCAAACAUGUAGAUUACCACCAUCAUUUUUUGAAGUUUUAAUGACAAAGAGAAUGAAGGGCCUUCGGAAUAUUGGAGUUAUAAGACAGUUUAUUGGUUAUUCAAAGGAUGAAAAGAUGGUUGCAAAAAGUGUCAUGCAUACAGAUUAUCCCAUUCUAGGUAGGCAAAUGGAAGAAUUCAUAUUUAGAGAACAGUUGAAGGUUAUGCAAAAAGAUGAGAAUAAGAGGCGUCAUUUGGUCUUCAGUGGACCAUCUGGUAUAGGCAAAACAAAAAUUCUAGAUCAAGCACUUCUUACAGCUCUUCAAGAAGCAUUUAAUACAGUAUCAUGUCGUGUUGAGUUGGAAGACAGCAGUUACCCACACUUUGUGUCAAACCACAUAUUACGAAGUUUGCUGAGUAACAGAGGUUACUCAGACAAAAUUGAAAAAGAACCAUAUCUGCUAGAUGCUAUUGGAGAUGAAAGUGUUUAUCUCUAUGUCUUAAAUGAUGUACUUGGGACACAGAUUGAGAAACCUGUUUCCCUAGUUGGUGAAAAGGUAGAUGAAAAAGCAAAACGGCGUUCACUUUUUAAAAGAAUUGCACAUGAGUGUUUUGAUACUGAUGGGACUGUAGUUGUCAUAGAUGAUGCACACAACAUUGACACAUUUUCAUGGGCAUUAAUAUGUGAGCUACUGCCUUUAAAAAAUUGCCUUAUAGUUAUGAGUAUAAGGCCAAAUAUUCUGGAUGUUCCUUCAUGUCCGGAAGCACUGUAUUUCUUUGAACAUUCUGAGGUGAAACUUCUUGACAUGCGUGCACUGGAUCCGAAAUAUGUAGCCCCACUAGCUUGCCAAAUGAUGAAUGUUUGCAGUAUACCAAGGGAUCUAGAUAGAAUUUUACGAGAACAAAGUCAUGGAGUGCCAUCAUGGUGCCUAGAGAUAUUGAGAGACAUGCUUGAAAAUUAUCAGUUAAUCAUAGUAAAUGAUGACGGAAGUUCAGAAUACAAACAUGAUGUCAUUGCUCCACAUAGGUCACUUAUUACAACAUCAGCAGCGAUGCACAUGUUGAAUGUUCCUAGUGAGGCAAGGAUUCAUCAGCUACAAACUUUCUCUGUUACAGAGUUAACAGAUGAUGAUAAUCCACCACCUCCUGAAAAAGCUAUUUUACCACAUCUAGACAUUGAUAGUGUACCUCAGCCUAAACGAAGGGGUUCACUAAGGGUACCAUCCAUAGAACUCCUCAGCAGUAGACAAAGCAGCCAAACAGCAAUGACUAGGAUAGCCCGUUUUGCUAAAAAUAUUGAUUCUAGUAAUUUACCUGUACCUGUUUCCAUGAAAGAACUUAUUGUAGCACGGAUUGAUUCAAUGAGAGCAACAGAUCAGUUGAUGAUCAAGUGUGCUGCAGUUCUUGGUAAAGUUGUACGCCGUGAUAUUCUUGAAAUCCUAUUACCAAAGGCCCAUCGCCCUAAACUUGCUGGGACCAUUCACAGACUUAUGGAAAGCGGUAUUUUUACCUGCUCCAAAUCUCCAACAUCUCAAAUGGCAGUCCGAGGUGUACAGGAUGAACUCAAAGUACAACAGAACAAAUGUUUUUGCCAUAGAAGUGCAUCAGAAAUGUCUACAAUGGAAACAAACUCAUGCUAUGAACCAAUGUUCACACACCCGUUAUUGCAAGAAACUGCAUACGAAGUGCUGAUGGAAUCACAGAGAAAUGAGUUGCAUACAAAGGCAGCACAGUAUCUAGAACUUUCAGCCGAUGAGCUGAGGGGACAUAUACCAUACUAUGUGUUAUUUAGACCACCAGCAGAUGACCUUGAAGAGCAAGCAAAAAUGAUUGAACUUAAACUUGCUGAUGUUGACGCUGUAAUAUCUGUAAGAAGAAAAGGCCUUCAAGAAAUGGAAACGGAAACUAGAACUUUUACAUAUGAUGCUAUUCAAUCAAAGUCAAAGCGAGGGCGUAGGCAGGCAGUAUUUGUAUCAUCUAAGGAAGCUUUUCAGCUUAUAGGUGAGAUUGCAGAGGGUGGCACACCUCUUGAGCCCAUACAUGUAUAUAUCCGAAAGUUGAUGCCAAUCUAUGAAUCUUUGAUUCAUCAUUUGAGAUGUAUCAACAAGACAAAGAAGGCUCUGUUCAUACUAGCUGAAGCUAUUGCUGCAGCCCUGGUUAUUGAUUGUACGGAUCAGGCUGUAGAGUUUGUUCAUAUUGCUCUUGACAUGCUGGAUAUGAUCAAGAAAGACACUCCACGACUUGACAAGAACCAAAAAAUGAUUUUUGCAAGGAUAAACAGACUUCAUGCAAAAAUUCUGUAUCAUCUAGGAGAUGUAAAGAACGCUUACAGACAAAUCCCAGUUGCUGCUGCAUUCUUAGGACUCAGAGAAUCUAAGCAACCUACCUCCUCACUUUUUAGAAAUUUAUGGCUUAUCAUCAAAUUUAACUACUGUUUAAGAUUUCCUUCACAUAAAAGUGAGCCUCUUGAUGUGUCUGUUCUGGAACAAUGUUACCUCUUUGCUGAUCUAUAUAAAAUGGAUAAAGAACAAGGACAUAUAAACCCAAAGUUAGCACAUGCCAUUAAAUUGUUUACAACAAUUUUGUCGGGAGGAGCACAUAUACACCAGAUAGUUGACGCCUAUUCUGGAAUGAUAGAGUGUAGCCGAGAAAAGAGAUGGAUAUCAACAUGCGAAGGUCUUCAGUGGGAUCUACUUCACAUAUGUGCAAAAAGAAGUGAAGAACUUUCAACUUAUGACAGAAAUAUAUUGUGUGAGAUAUAUGCAACCAGCUGCAUUGAGUUCUUCUUGCAUGCGAACCUGGAGAAGGCCAAGGUAGUUGGUAAAGCAGCUGCAGACAUAUGCGUGUGUAUUCGAGAUGUUCAAACAACGAAUGUCUUCUGCCCUUUUUAUUUCUACUUGUGCUUGUUCAGGAAUGUUUACCAUGAAAGCAUUGGAUUAUUGGAGGUAAUGAAAGGCAAUGCUGUAAAACAGUCAGAUAAACUUGACAUUCGUGCAUUGUACCAGGUUGCUUGCACUGAAAUUGCUUUGGUCGGAGGAACUCCACCAGAAAACGUUCAGACAUGUAUCUCGUGUCUAAAGAAUUACCUGUAUGUUGACAAGACAGUACAAAAAUCUGCAGAAAAGUACUACAUUGCUAUGACAAUUUCACUAUGGUUUGCUCGAUUUGAGAAAUGGACGGAGUGUCAAGACUGGUUGGACAAUGGUAUUGUGUAUGAAAUGCGUGAAUCUUCGUACUAUAUGUGUAUGGGAAAUGUCAAUCGCUUGGAGUCUGUUCUAAUAACGAUGUCAAUAAAUGGAGAAUUAAGAGGUUCUCAUGUAAAGAACGCAAAGAAGAUAUUUAAAUCAUGUUGCAAACAAGUAGAAGAUAUACCAGUACUGAAACCAAGAUUGCUCCACUUAAAGGCAUACUUCAAUAUGGUGCUUGGGCGAAGGACUAAAGCCAGGAAAUUGGCCAAUAAGGCACUUAAACUGUGUAAAAAUCAGGGAAAUGUGUUUGAGGCAAGAUGGCUACAUUCUAAUCUUAAUACUUGGUUUGAAAGAGAAACUGAUGGAAACAAAAACAUCAAUGAAAAAUGGAAAGAACGCUCUGUAAGCUGUGGCGGACGUUGGAACCAAGAAAGUGUGACUCAGGAACCUACCAUGUACCCCCUUCCAAUUGUAAGGAGGUGAAACUUGAAUUGGUGUCUGAUCGGCAUCAGGUAAUAACUGCAAUAUGACCUCGCUCAGGUAGAGGUGCCUGUAUGAACAGCUCUAAAGGUUUUCAGUUGAAAUUUUGCAUGUAACGUUUAUUCAAUCAGGUAUCAAAAUAUUAGAAAUGACUGGGCUUGCGCAAUGUAAGGGGAAGUCUGUAAAAGUAAAAGUUCCCCGCCGGUCAAUCAGACAUUAUUUGAAGAUAUUCUGAGAUUAAAUAUUAUGUAAUGAUCUUAUUGGAAUUUAGUUUCCAGGUAUAUUUCUAGUAUUUGUUUGCAUUUGUUUAUGUUCAGACCUGCAUUUUCUUAUUCUUUAUUUGUGUAUUGUGCAAAGUUGCUGUUUCUGUAACACAUGGUGGUUGUUCAUCAAGAAUUGUGUACCAAUGUUAUUAUGUACUGGAAUGCUGUAUUUGAAGUAUAUUAACCAUGAUAUCAAUUAGAUUUUCAAGGCAGCUAUGAAAAUGGUUUCUUCUGUAAUGAAUGAUUGCUAAAAUUGUAUGUGUAGGUUGUGCAACAAAGCCGUCCAAGUAAAUCAAUAUAAUUUUAAUAGUACCGCAUAUAAAGUAAAAUGUGGUUUAAAACAUAGUGAUUGUACAAUAUCUUAUGUUCAUAAUUUACAUGUGCUACUGUAUGUGAUAAUGUCUGAAUGGGGUAAUGUUGUAAAUAUGAUUCAAAUUAAAUUAACCUGUCAAAAAUUGUGAAAAUGAAAUUGAUUGUUUAUGUAAAAAGAAUCCAGGUGUAAUGUCACACAAUUAAAAGAAUGUUUUUAAUCAAACUCAGUGUGAAAGAAUGAGUCUUAUUUUGCAUUUUAUAUGUUAAUAUUUAAUUACGCAUAAGACGUUUUUGUUUAUUUGCAUACAAGUAUGAACUCAUACAAAUAAUAAAUAUAAAAGCCUA
Messenger RNA from Ruditapes philippinarum (Manila clam), 6261 nucleotides. RefSeq names its product adenylate cyclase type 10-like. The record is from RefSeq and is a predicted model, not a curated record. The transcript has 32 exons. Gene Ontology annotation, molecular function: adenylate cyclase activity. NCBI's taxonomy places the organism in Eukaryota, Metazoa, Mollusca, Bivalvia, Venerida, Veneridae. Gene Ontology annotation, cellular component: cytoplasm. Gene Ontology annotation, biological process: intracellular signal transduction; cyclic nucleotide biosynthetic process. Bases 116 to 5344 code for a protein of 1742 amino acids.